Molecule: messenger RNA, 5725 nt
Organism: Camellia sinensis
Lineage: Eukaryota; Viridiplantae; Streptophyta; Magnoliopsida; Ericales; Theaceae
Source: RefSeq, a predicted model, not a curated record
AGAUGGACCAACUUUGUGAGGAAGCUUCACAGCUUGGAGCAACCCCGCUAACACGAGCAAAGCAGCCUUCCGCAUUCAAUUCCUUGGGAAGCGGUCAGGGUAUUUGAAAGGUUUCGGGGUUGGUCCAAAGCCGUCUUCCGCAUUCAAUUCUAGAGCUCGGUCACAAGUACGUGAUGAAGAGGUUAAGGGCCUUAAAGAAGAGGUAGCAUUAUUGAAAGGGAUAAUUCAAUCAUAUGAAGGAUGCUUUGAGCAAUUCGAACACUUUAUGAGACAAAUGCAGGGCAAUCAUAGUGGAUACGACUCUUUUGAUGAGAUACAAACGAUAUUCAAUACAAUGCAACAAUUGAAACCACAAACGAGCAUACCGCCCGAAAAUCAUGAAGAUGAGGGGGAGGAGGGGGACAAGCCAAACUACGCAUCACGUAGAAAGGGUGAAAGAUACAAUCCAAACUACGCCUUGCGUAGAAAGGGGGAAAGAAAGCCAGAUUACACCAAACUAUGCCUCGCGUAGAAUGGGUGAAAGAUACAAACCAAAGUACACAUCAUGUAGAAAGAGGGAAUACAAACCAGAACACACCAUCGGGUGAUAAGGGUGGAUGUAACAAGAUGAUACAUGCAAGAUGCAUAUGAAUGCGAUGCAAUUGCUGUAGUUGAUACGAAAUACAAUGUGAUGCAUGUUCCAUGCAAUGAAAUAGAAAAGAUGAGCAAAAGCGGUGUCUUCGAAAGCACCUCACCGGGGAGCGGGGGAGGGGGGAAGAAAUAGCAAGGAACACCUUACAAUGCUCGGGGAUAUGCCAUCACAUAUCCUGAGAUAAAAAAACCUCUCGGGGUCGCGUCUUGAGAAAACUCGCUCAGGGUUGUGUUCUUGCACGCCCUGAGAUAAAAUCUACUCGGGAACGUGUCUCACACGUCUUGAGAAAACCGCUCAGGGUUGUGUUCUUGCACGCCCUGAGAUAAAAGCUGCUUGAGAAUGUGUCUCAUGCGUCUUUAGAAAAUCGCUCAGGGUCGUGUUCCUGCACGCCCAGAGAUAAAAACCGCUUGGGAACGCAUCUUUCGCAUCCUGAGAAAAUCACUAGUGAACAUGCUCCUACAUGUUCUGGGAAAAGCCUGGGGGACAAUGAUCCUAAACGCAUUUCAGCGUAAAAAACGAUAGAUGAUACAAGAUAAUGCAUGAUGCAAAUGGAUACAAUGGGUGCGAUAGACGACAUGGUAUGUGCGAUAAGCAAUGUAGUGGAUGAUGUUUAGGCAAUGCAAUAGAAUAAACAAAGAAAGCGGCGCCUUAGAAGGCACCUCAUGGCCGGAGUGGCGAUGAACUGCCUUACUUUGACGGGGAUCUUUAUUCUGUUUUUCCAAACUUCCACCUUCGACUUACAGUUCAAACGUCCUCAAAUGCAGAAAAGAGGGUAAAACCUGCUUGAGCUCGAGGUCGAGGCACAUUCACACUUCAGAAAAAUGCGCGGGACUUGGAACAGUGCAUCCAGAAUGCAACCGGAAUUUUUUGAAGUUAAACUAAACUCAAAUACUUCAAUUUUCCCUCUUUAAGAUGAAUACAUGAUCAUCCAUGCACAGAGUAGGCAAAUUUCCAGCAAAAACACACUUUGAGUGGUCGGCCGGCUAAAAGAUGAGCCGACUGUAUAAACUAAUAGCCGGCUGGCCAAACGUAUUGACUUCAGUGGCAGUUAUGGGAUUUCACACUCGAGGCUCUUUUAAACACAUUUUUGGCUCUGCAUUUCACAUAUGUAUGAUUCGAAAACUCCCUCCCUCUCUCUCUCUCUAGAUUUUCAUUUUAUUCGCUUUACCCAGCGAUCCUCGCAAACUUUUUCUUGAAAACCCUUUUGACCCUCUAUAUUUUGAACCAAUUAGAUUUUGAUUUGGUUGAGUUUUGGGUUUCUCAUUGUUUUUGGGCUUGUUUCUCACGGGUUCUCUUGGUUUUUCUGUACUCACUCUUGAGUUCUCACUUUUCCCACUCAUUCUCUCUCCUAGGGUUUGGUUUUGGGUUUUUCACUUCUCAUUUUUCUUGCUUUUCUCUCACCAGCAAUUAGAUUUUCCAUGGCUGAUGAUGUUCCACAGGGUGGUGCCCCUUCUGUCAUCCUUGAGGGUGGCGUACCACUAGCAGAUCUUAAGGCACCCAUUCUUUUGCGUGCCGCGGAUGUAGAGGACCCGAGGUUAGAGGAUGCAGACAUUGUGACAGGGGACAUUCUUGCUGAUAUUACUACGGAGGAGAUUUAGCCUCCUGAGCUUGAGUUGCCACCACUGAGGGAGAGGCCAUUUGAUCUGGCUACUUACCACUCGCGUACUCACACGAUGGCUUUCGACGGUAUGCUGAGAUUCGAUGAUUUUGAACAGGACAUGCCUGAGGACUUUCUUUUACGAGAGCGCACAUUGCAUCUCUCCUACGAUACUUCUGAGGUAAAAACCUUUAUCCCUUCAUGUACUGUGCUUUGACAUUCAUUAUAGUCUUUCAUCCAACCAUAAAUUAAUAAAUUCUUCUUUCACUACAGUAUGUUGCUUACUCUUGGACAGGUUAUAGGGUCGUGAUGGCGAGGGAUUGGUACUAGGUGCUCCUCGCCAAGGUUUGAGAGAUGGUAGAUGAUGUAGGCUUUGACCUUUUUUACUCUGGGCUUUCACAGUUACAGGCGAGCUGGCCUCUACUUGGCGCCUUGGUGGAGAGGUGGUGGGACACCACCAACUCCUUCCACUUCUUCUCCAUAGGGGAGAUGACGAUGACGCCCUAUGAUUUUUCCAUGAUCAUCGGGCUACCAGUAGGGGGUGAUCCAAUCCCCUUUCACUUGGACAUGGGCCAGUGGCGGGCCGCUUGGGUUCAUUGCACUCCCCCAGUUGGAUAGGCCAUCCAUGGUACAAUAUAGUUGGUUCUACAACAACUUCUAUGGGAGUCAGCUAACGAUUCAGGAGCAGGUGGAGCAAUAUACACGAGGAUUCCUUAUAUAUCUUCUUGGCACCACUCUGUUUGCGAACAGGUGGAACACCGUGGGUUUAUACCUUCUGAGUGCACUAGUGGUGUUGCCAUGGGUUCGCUUCUAUAACUGGGGCGGUGCUGGCCUCGCCAUCCUAUAUAGUUACACGAGUUUCGGUUCCCGUAAGAAAGGGAACAAGGUUGGCUGCUACUGGAGAGCUUGGCAGCUCUGGGCCUACGCUUAUUUUCCUGCUCUUGCCCCGAUUCCGAAGGAUGAGGUGGCACCAACUGUGCCUUGCUGGAGGUUGUACGAUGGCAAGUGCUACCCCCGUUGCUGCACCGUCACUACUUUUGCUUUCUACCGUCACUUUUUUGAUAUAGUGAUGAGUGAUGACCCAUGAGAUCACUUGGUAGCCUUGGGUGAUUAUGCUCGCUGGGACAAGAGACGACUACGCCGAUUCUUGGGAGACCUCCCGGUCGAGGAUUUUGCUGGAGGGCUCUUUUCACAGGACUUGGUAUUUAGGGGAGCACUUUGUGCGCCAGACUCUGGACCUUGCCGGCCCUAUUGUUCCUGCUCCCCCUUCUUCAUUUAUGAGGACUGCCGACAGUCUCCUUGUCGAGGCUAUUGUGACAUUCAUGGUAGGGCAGGACAGUGAUCUGUACCGCAGGACAGGGGACCACACUACUUUUAUUUGAACCCACCCUAUGCCGCCUUUGACUAGAGUUUGCGCGGGUGACGGCGCUGACGUACCUGCCACUGGAGGUGCUGUUCUUGUAGCUAAGCUUGACGCUGGAGGCGUUGCCCCUGUUGUUCAUAUGGCCAGUCUUCCUGUGAUCCUGACUGUGAUCACUUACUGGUGGCCGAAUGAUACAUCCCAUCAGAUUCCAUUCGAGCAUUGGAGGAGCGUGCCGGUGGGCUAUGUGGACGACCUUUUCGAGCUGGUUGAUUCCUUAGUUCACAUGGUGCAGAGGAGGGAGGCAUUGCUCGCUUGUCACUGUCAUCAGGCUCAAAGAUUGGAUGGCCACUUUGGAUGGCACAGAAAAGAGAUGUGUCCUACUCUUGAAGAGUUUCAAGCGCUAAUGGAGUCUCGUCGCAAUGAAGAGAUCAUGCCUCAACCCCUCUUUGGCCAUACACGAGCUCUUGAACAGAUGUGUGGCCUCUCUUUCAAUGAGGCUAAAUCAUUGGCUCACGAUGGAGAAUUGGACAUUCCUAGCUUGAUUCGCCGUUUCUCCGGUAUCAGAAAUAGGCGUGAUCUUCUUUGGCAAGGUUAUCGCCAACACGCUCUCUGCUUGUGCUUGCUUGCCCAUUAUCUUCUUGCCCCUAGUGUUAGCGGAGUCAGUAUUAGAUUGAUCGAAGUGGCCCAACGCCUUAAAGAGGGCCGAAGCUGUAUAGGCUUGGCACUGGCCGAAACCUUAAUGGGUUUGGAUGCUUUCCACUGGCGAGAGACUUUUUGGUUUGCGGGGAGUCCACUGCUUCUCCAGGUGUGGCUGAUGGAUAAGCUGAAAGUUGUGGACCCUUGCUCCGAGUGCUCUGUUAGAUCCUACUUCUUUUGCUCACAACUGGUGAGCUUUCCCACAGAGGGGUUUGUCAGCUAUGUUAGAUGCAGAGUAUGUGUGAUUGUUUUAUCUUCCCCAGCCCCAAGGACAAAGAUAUGUAGGUUCCUCCUUCCCACUUGAAUUCUGCUUCACUGUUUAUAUCAAACUUCAAAUGGGGUAUUCUCAAUUUUGUUGUUCUUUUCAAAUCAAUAGGUUUUCUUUGGUCUCACUUGUGCACAAUGGUUCUUCAACAUAUUUGUUGGAUUCUUAGGCAAACCAAUUGCAGCGGGCAUAAAGAUGAUUGGCGUGGACACGUAACUUAGAAAAUGCUGAUUUUGGAAUUAAAAGUACAAGCUUCGGCCUGGUAAAAUAGCUCUAACUUCCUUAUUCUGAAGCGAAAGACGAUAUUGAACACAAAGGAUGAUGUGCCAUUACCUUGUUUGAGUAGAAGAUCUAAAGGUUAAAUGAAAAUUUGGAAUCUUACUAUCACCAAUUACUACCACCAUUGUUGGUUUGCUUUGUAACAUUCCAAAUUUCAGUUUAAUUUUCUUUAGUCCUCUUUUCAAAACUUGGAAUUUUGCUAUUGUUUAUGACUAUGCUGGAAUUGAAUGAUUAUGUAGAAACGGAUGGAAGUGUAGAGGUUAGGAUGGUAAGAAUUAAUGGCUUUAUUCCAAAAUUUGCAAGAAUGCAUACAUUCAUCUUCCAGACAAGCACACCCAGCAAGCAAAUAAAUUAGAUAUGUUGCAAGGCUGUGACUGUGAACCUAUUUAAAAUAAUGUCUCAGUUGCAUUUGUAUGUGAGCAGAGUUGCAUGGUUGGAUUUAUUUAGGCUGCUUUGGUCCAACUUGGUAUUGUCAGGUGCAAAUGUAAGCUUGCAUGAAAGUGGAAGUUCUUGAUAGGAUGCAAAAACACAUAAGAGAGGAGAAUGUUGUUGAAGGAUAUCUAAUUUGGGAAUUGAAUCUGUUCAAAGACCUUUUGCUUUCUUUACGAGAAGCACACAAACAGUCUAUGCAAGAGAGAUACAGAUAAACCGGAUGGUGUUUCCUCUUUGCAGACAUUGAUGUAGGAGUAGAAAAUAUUAUCCAAGUUGUUAGUCGUUCCUUGCAUUUAUGUUUUAGUUAAAUAUCACUCUUAUGGAUGAUGAUGAAUUAUGGACUGAAAACACUGAAGUUUGAGAAGUGGUGGUUUAUUUUAGAAAUUAUAGUCUGGAUGUGAUAUUAUGAUGUAAUAGGAUUUGACCAAAUGGAUUUUGCAAAUUGCCCACUUUUGUUUGUAA